This is a messenger RNA of Effrenium voratum, 837 nucleotides long. The record is from the annotation of a GenBank genome assembly. Lineage: Eukaryota; Dinophyceae; Suessiales; Symbiodiniaceae.
AUGACACCGAAGACGAUCCUUUUUCCGCUGCGGAUCGAGCAGCCGGUCGCCGAGCUUGAAGCGGCCGUCGAUUUCUGUCGAAACAACGACGCCCAUUUGAGCGUGUUGCUCAUCGGCCUUGCGCCGCCGCCGCCGGUCGCAACCGACACGGUUGUCAUAUCGGACAAUUGGGCGGCGCAAUCCGAAGCCGCCAAGCAGGAACUGCACGAGCGCGGCAGCGAGAUCGAGCAACAUCUGGCCAAGGCCGGGAUCUCGGCGGAAAUCAAGCGAUGGCUGAUGAUGGAGCAUUCCAUUGAGGCGGGUACGGCCGAGCACGCCUUGUUUGCCGACGUGACGUUCCUGUCGCGGACAUUUCCGCAGGAGCGCGGUUUUGCGCGCCAGGUCGUUUCGGGCGUCGUGUUCGGAGCCGGCAGACCGAUCAUCGUUGCCGAUCCCGCACAGUUCGGCACGCUUUCGUGGGGAACGAUCCUGAUAGGCUGGGACAAUGAAAAGCCGGCCGCCCGGGCUGUUGCCGAAGCGUUGCCUUUGCUGGCGGCGGCCGACAACGUGCACAUUCUCUGCGUCGAUCCCGAUGCCGUGCCGCAACGCGAUGGCGAAGCUCCGGGCUGGGAUCUGGCGACCUACCUUGCCCGGCACGGCGUCCAGACCACGGUCCACACCCAGCCAAGCGGCGGUCACCCGGUGGCGACGGUUCUCGCCGAUUUCGCCGAGGAUCUGGGUGCCGACGGCCUGGUGAUGGGCGCCUAUGGCCAUUCGCGGCUGCGCCAGAGACUGCUCGGCGGCACGACGCGCAGCCUGAUCGAAACCGGCAAACUGCCGAUCCUGAUGGCCCAUUGA